CACACGCGGGUGCAUUACUGUGCACAAGUGAUUACUCGUAGUGUAGUGCAGUAACUUAAAUCGAAAGCUUGACGCUGCACGGUUGAUGGUUAAAUACGAAAAUAAGUGAGCGUAACUUUCUAUAGUGCUAUAAAAAUAUGUACCUGUGAAAAAUGGCAGAAGAAAAUAAAAUACGACAUCGCUCGCGAGAAUCUAAACCAAAUGGAUUUAUCGAACAUCGGAACGAAAAGAUACAGGAUCCGGAGUUCAAGCCCAGAGAAUCUCCCCUAACGUUUCUUAUAAAGAGUUCCCUUCACAUAAGAGCCAUAUAUCACAUUUUUGUUGUGAUACUUGUAGUGCUGUUAUUGGACACAGUCAUCUACGACCUCGUGGAACGUGGCAAGUUAAAUAUAGGGACAACCACAGUGAAAUACGGUUUUGGUGACAUCGGUCGCGGCGCUAAACUCUGGUUCUUCGAGUUUGCUAUCGCUCUCGCCUUCUACCCGGGGCUACUGCUCUAUGUCACCGGAGCGAGAUUAUUCAAAAAUCACACUGGUCUUCGCCGGCUAUGGAAGACGACAGCCAUCGCGGGGCUGGCGGGGCUCCAGGGCACUCUCGUCGCCGUGCCAGUGUGGGACCUGGGCAGGAAACAUCUGGCUCUUGCCUCCGGGGUCACCGUUACCUGCGAAAUGUUCCGUUUCGCAAUGAAAAUACAUGCGACAGCAGUAGCCUGCGCGCCUCGCUGGCGCGACGGUAGCGCGCCCCUUCCGACGUUCAGGCAUUAUCUCUAUUAUCUAUUUGCGCCGACGCUUAUUUACCGGGAUCAAUACCUGAGGACGAAGCAGAUUCGGUGGGGCUUAGUGAUACUCAACUUCUUGGAAGUGGCAGCAAUCAUAUUCUACAACAGCUUCUUGUGGGAGCGGUUCAUUUUGCCCUAUUGGUCUGAGUACGGAAAAGAAAGCAAGGUGGAGGCAGGCACGGUAGUCCGUAGCAUGUUCGCGUGUGUGCUGCCCGGGGUGAUAUCAUUCUUGUGUGGAUUCUAUUGCCUUCUGCAUGCCUGGCUGAACGCCUUUGCCGAGAUGCUAAAAUUCGCAGACAGGCUAUUCUACGAAGAGUGGUGGACAACAUCUCAAUUCUCCAAGUUCUACCGCGCUUGGAACCGCGUAGUACACUCUUGGCUGCGCGAUCACAUAUACAAGCCACUGAUUCCGUUCACUGGUCGCGCUGGGGCUGUCUUCGCCGUGUUCUUCGUAUCGGCUUGUGCGCAUGAAGUGAUCCUAGCGCUGUCGUUCGGAUUCUUUUAUCCGGUGCUGAUGAUGCAGUUCGGGUUUUUGGGCGUCCUGCUGGUCCCCGUCACGGCCGCCAGCGGCCGCCGGUAUCCUAGCGCCAUGAACCUGUUUAUGUGGCUGGCCUUUUUCGUCGGGAAUGGUAUUCUCUGGAGCCUGUACCCGAUGGAAUACUUCGCUCGCAAGAACUGCCCGCCUUCGGAAAAUGACAGCUUCUUUAUUCCCAAGUCGUGGUCGUGCCCUGAAAUUGUUCUCAAACCCAAUUGGACAUUUCAAAAUCCUUUCUAGCCCUUUACAAUGCGUCUAAGCUAAUUGUGCACUAAGUCUAUCGACUUUGACAGAAAAAAGGGUGGGAAUGCCUGUGUGAAGAGUGGCUACAUAUAGUGAUAGCCGUCAUAUUUUCGUAAGAUAUUAACGAUUAUGGAGGCAUGUGCUGUUUGUCACUGAAAAGUUUGUGCAGAGUUAGCUUGGCUGGUCUAACUUUACGGAACUUAGAAAGUAGUUAAACUUUGAAGAGUAACGGACUAGUUAAUUACCUACAUUCUAGUAGGUAUAUAAAUACAUAGUUGAUUAUUUUGUAAGAUUUUAUAGAUGUCAAUAACAUACCUAUCAAUCACAGAUUAAGAUGAGAUUUAGGUACUCGUACAAGUAUAAUGUUCGAAUAGACUUCAAGUAGAGAUAUUUGUUAUUUUGUCAUUUAAGUAGUCAGUUUUGCUGUUGUAAUUAAUGUAAGAUAAAAUAAAUAAACUAUACAAUAUAUCAUAAUAACGUCGUAAUUACAUGUUAUGUUUUAUAUAUCUAAUACCCUAAUAAGUGACCAAAACUAAAAUAGA
Messenger RNA from Cydia splendana, 2098 nucleotides. Its product is annotated as sterol O-acyltransferase 1. The record is from RefSeq and is a predicted model, not a curated record. The coding region runs from base 153 to 1553 and encodes 466 amino acids. The transcript has 10 exons. Gene Ontology annotation, biological process: cholesterol metabolic process. Gene Ontology annotation, cellular component: endoplasmic reticulum membrane. Lineage: Eukaryota; Metazoa; Arthropoda; Insecta; Lepidoptera; Tortricidae.